Molecule: messenger RNA, 1560 nt
Organism: Equus quagga
Lineage: Eukaryota; Metazoa; Chordata; Mammalia; Perissodactyla; Equidae
Gene: BRCC3
Product: BRCA1/BRCA2-containing complex subunit 3
Exons: 12
Coding region: 45-995 (316 amino acids)
Biological process (GO): double-strand break repair
Cellular component (GO): BRISC complex; BRCA1-A complex
Molecular function (GO): metallopeptidase activity; polyubiquitin modification-dependent protein binding; cysteine-type deubiquitinase activity
Source: RefSeq, a predicted model, not a curated record
GGCCCGACUGGGCCCGAAGCGGACGUGAGCAGAGUCGGACCAAGAUGGCGGUGCAGGUGGUGCAGGCGGUGCAGGCGGUUCAUCUCGAGUCGGAUGCUUUCCUAGUUUGUCUCAACCAUGCUCUGAGCACAGAGAAGGAGGAGGUGAUGGGGCUGUGUAUAGGGGAGUUGAAUGAUGACACAAGGAGUGACUCCAAAUUUACAUAUACUGGAACUGAAAUGCGCACAGUUGCUGAAAAGGUUGACACCGUCAGAAUUAUUCACAUUCAUUCUGUCAUCAUCUUGCGACGUUCUGAUAAGAGGAAGGAUCGAGUGGAAAUUUCUCCAGAGCAGCUGUCUGCAGCCUCAACAGAGGCAGAGAGGUUGGCUGAACUAACAGGUCGCCCCAUGAGAGUUGUGGGCUGGUAUCAUUCCCACCCUCACAUAACUGUUUGGCCUUCACAUGUUGAUGUUCGUACACAAGCCAUGUACCAGAUGAUGGAUCAAGGCUUUGUAGGACUUAUUUUUUCCUGUUUCAUAGAAGAUAAAAACACAAAGACUGGUCGGGUACUCUACACUUGCUUUCAAUCCAUACAGGCCCAAAAGAGCUCUGAGUCCCCUCAUGGUCCACGAGACUUCUGGAGCUCCAGCCAGCACAUUUCCAUUGAGGGACAGAAGGAGGAGGAAAGGUAUGAGAGAAUUGAAAUCCCAAUCCAUAUUGUGCCUCAUGUAACCAUUGGGAAAGUGUGCCUUGAAUCAGCAGUUGAGCUGCCCAAGAUCUUGUGCCAAGAGGAGCAGGAUGCAUAUAGAAGGAUCCACAGCCUCACACAUCUGGACUCAGUGACCAAGAUCCAUAAUGGCUCAGUGUUUACCAAGAAUCUGUGCAGUCAGAUGUCAGCAGUCAGUGGGCCUCUCCUACAGUGGUUGGAGGACAGACUGGAGCAAAACCAACAGCAUUUGCAGGAGCUGCAACAGGAAAAGGAAGAGCUUAUGCAAGAACUUUCUUCUCUAGAAUAAAGCAGGAGACAAAAUGGGGAAAGAUGAAAAUAUCCAGGUAUAAAAUUAAUUAAGCUAAAUCAAUUUUGAAGAAGAAAAAGUUGGAGGAUUCACCUUACCUGACUUCAAGGUUUACUAUAAAGCUACAUAAUCAAGAUGGUAUGGUAUACGCACAACUGAUUUUGACAAAGGUGCAAAAGCAAUUCAGUGAAGGAGGGAUAGUCUUUUCAACAAAUGAUGCUGGAGCAAUUGAACACCCAUAGGCAAAAAAAUGAACUUUGACCUAAACUGCAUCCUUCAUACAAAAAUUAACUCAAAAUGUAUCAUGUACUUAGAUGUAAGACAUAAAACUGUAGAACUUUUAGAAAAAAAAUUAUAGAAAAAUCUUCAGGAUCUUGAGCUAGGCAACAAGUUUUUGGCCUUCACACCAAAAGCACAAUCCUAAAAGGAAGAAGUUGAUAUACUGGACUUCAUCAAAAUGAAAAACUUGCUUUGCAAAAUAUUUAAGAGGAGGAAGUUAUUGAGAGAAAUUAUUUGCAAACCAUAUAUCUGAUCAAUCUAGAAUAUAUAAAGUCAACAGUAAAAA